Molecule: messenger RNA, 1500 nt
Organism: Saitoella complicata NRRL Y-17804
Lineage: Eukaryota; Fungi; Ascomycota; Saitoellomycetes; Saitoellales; Saitoellaceae
Exons: 1
Coding region: 328-1398 (356 amino acids)
Source: RefSeq, a predicted model, not a curated record
CUCGGGGCCGCCCAAAUGUGAAGAUUAUCACGAGCCUCUGUCGUACUUAUAAUUCAGAUCUCUCGUCAAAAGGACCUUGAUCAUGUCCUUCAACGUGAUGUCACCCGGAGAUUUACGUGAGCUGCACGCUCGGACCUCCCCGAGCGCGUCGCGUAAGUACGUCGUCCCGUUCACCUAUCUAACAGUCUCUACCAGCUGAUACCGAAUAUCGAACCAUGCCGCCAAAACGAUCAAGUCAACAGGCUCGAGACGUAUCAAAACGCCAACGCGUCGCCGCUCCUGAGCCUGGACAAUGGACGUUACCGGCGCAAUCCGGAUCACAGCAGGAUGAGCCCAGGCCCCACCCAAUGCAUGCUCUGCCACUGGAUCCACCUCUACCGCCAGAACCACAUGCGCACAUUGCACAAUGGGGAGUUUAAGGGAAUCCGUCACAGCAGCCCGCUCGUCGAGGACGCGCUGCACAGGUGGCAUCGACUGAGCAAAGAUAUUUCGCUCGCAGGGGUGGAGGGCGCUCAGAAGGUUUGGGAUUACCUGGAUGGGUUGUCGGAAAGGCAGGUAAAGUUAUGCCUAGUAGACGCUCUGAUGGAUCACCCGGAACAGAGAAAGCUUGUCGAUCUUUUCCAUCUGGAGAACGCCAAGAAAGCCGCAGUCAAAGAACGCAAGGCCUUGAUCAGGUUCAAGUCGUGCUCAAGUCGUCUUUACGAGAUUGUAAAGUUGGUGCACCUCUGCCUCGGGGAUAGAAUUGAUCUUCCUUCCGGCGUCGACCCAAUUGAGCGCCUCAAGGAAUGGGUGCACAAAGCUAUCAAGAAACAUAUCCUGAGUAACCUGGAUCGGGACAGUACCCUGAAGACCAAGAUCAAAGCUAUGAUAGCUCUCACGGAAAUAGCGACUCUAAUCACGUGGCGACAAUUCCCUGAACCCCACGCAACCCGGAUCUACAGGAAUAUGGCCGAUAUUGUGGGACCAGCGUACAUCCUGGUCCUCACCCUAUUCAAAAAUGAAAAUGAGAAGGCUAGCCUCCGGUGCAAUGAGAAGUUUGACACACUUUACGUAGAAUUGCAGAGACCAUAUGCUCGGCACGGGUGUAUAGCGGAGAUGAGUGGUCCAAGCAUGUCGUUAUGGGGUCCUGUAAAACCCAAUUUCGCAGACCUCGUGAAGAACGUGGAGUAUCACCUGAACUUGGCGCGUUGCUUCGACAGGACGAAGAAACUCGCAAGAGAGUUGAAAGGUAAUGAGAAAUUGGAUGAAGACAGCAGCGAAGUCAGCGAAGUCAGCGAAGGCAGCGAAGGCAAUGAAGGCAAUGAAGGCAAUGAAGGUAAUCAGGGCGAUGAUGAGCACGAGGAAGAGCUUCAGGAGCUUGUUCCAUUGACGAUAUACCUGAGGACAGUCUGGCCGUAGGAUGGAGAUUAGUAACGCGUUUUCUCUCCGCGGAUCUCAACGUGACGUACGAUAUAAUUGCAAGAUACUGCUGUGAGUCCGAUUAUGUAUUAGGGGAAUCCA